Messenger RNA from Dichomitus squalens LYAD-421 SS1, 387 nucleotides. RefSeq lists its product as uncharacterized. Gene Ontology annotation, cellular component: vacuole; phagocytic vesicle; late endosome. The record is from RefSeq and is a predicted model, not a curated record. Lineage: Eukaryota; Fungi; Basidiomycota; Agaricomycetes; Polyporales; Polyporaceae. Gene Ontology annotation, biological process: regulation of vacuole fusion, non-autophagic. The transcript has 3 exons. Gene Ontology annotation, molecular function: GTP binding; GTPase activity. The annotation marks the transcript as partial.
AUGCGCACGGUUAAGCUGGUUGUAAUUGGUGCCUCAGGCGUCGGCAAGUCCAGCAUCCGUAAUCAGUAUAUCUCUGGCCGAUUCACAACAGGCUACAGGGCCACUAUUGGCGCGGAUUUUAUAACAAAGACUCUGCCGCACCAUAACUGUCCGGACGAGCAGGUCACACUGCAGAUAUGGGAUACGGCAGGUCAAGAGAGGUUCUCCGGUCUCUCGUCGGCCUUUUUCCGUGGUGCGGACGCGGUGAUCCUCAUGUUCGACGUAAAUCAGCCGCACACGCUUGGGGCUCUGACAAAGUGGUGGGACGACUUCCGCGACAAGGCCCCCGUGUCGGAUGAGCGCGUCGAAGAGUUUUGUUGUGUCGUUGUCGGGAACAAGACGGACAUU